AUGAAUAGUCUCCAUCUCAUCUUCAGAUACCAAUCUCUGCGACUUGAAGCCGUGUUUCUUUUACUUUUGAUCUCAACCAACGCUUCAUUGAUUCUGCGUGGCAUCGAUGAAACCAUGAAGCCUGGUUACCACUGUAGAGCCAAAAGAUAUCUAUUCAGCGAAAUUGAGGCAGCUCGGGAAGCAGCUUGUAGAGGUUUCAUGGUAACGAGGACUGAAUCUAGACGGCCUCUCGUUUAUAUUGAAGCCAAAGAUAACAACAACUUGAUAUUUGAAUGGGGAAUCCCGAAAACCCUGCGCAGAGAGAAUAAUGAUAAAAUCAUGAACAGACUAGAAAAAAUAACAUUUAACAAUAAUUGUGAACUGAAAGAUGUCCUUUAUUACGAUCGUAAAUCACGCAAAUUUCAGCCAUGCGACAAAGUAUCUGAAGACUCAGCAAGCACGUCCUCGGGGAAGAAGCAAGUCCCCGAGAAACCUUUCCUGCAGUGUGGAUCCUUCUCAUGGGAAUUUGAAGAGAUUAAAAAAACAUCCACUCACAAUGUACACCAAUACCUGAAUCGAUUUGUUGUAAUAGAACAUACAUCCAAUAAAUUUGAUGGUCCUUGGAAGAAAGCCACUCUGAGAAAAAUAAUACUUGUGGCCAAGAAAUGGAUACCUAUACCCUUCGAAAUUAUAGUAAAUAAUGAAAAUGAGGUUAUUGGCGUGAUUGUUACGCAUCAUAUAAGCCGAGUAUCGACUGUACCCCCUUAUUUUAUUAAAGACAUAGUUAAUAUGUCCACCAAAAAAAUAGGCCGGGAAAAACAAAAAAUAAAACUCAGAUGCCUUUUGGAUACAAAGUUUUCGCUAUUAACUAAAGAUCAAGGCUCCAAUCUGAUAAACCCUCACAAGCGUAAGACCCUAGCAUAG
This is a messenger RNA of Blumeria graminis f. sp. triticale, 903 nucleotides long. The record is from the annotation of a GenBank genome assembly. NCBI's taxonomy places the organism in Eukaryota, Fungi, Ascomycota, Leotiomycetes, Helotiales, Erysiphaceae.